Messenger RNA from Phodopus roborovskii (desert hamster), 2061 nucleotides. RefSeq names its product chromosome unknown C10orf67 homolog (gene CUNH10orf67). Bases 19 to 2061 code for a protein of 680 amino acids. The record is from RefSeq and is a predicted model, not a curated record. NCBI's taxonomy places the organism in Eukaryota, Metazoa, Chordata, Mammalia, Rodentia, Cricetidae. The transcript is spliced from 18 exons.
GCAAACAGCCCAGAGGGCAUGGCAGAGUCUGACAUUGAGAACCUGGAGGGCAGGCUGAAGAUCCAAGGAUGCCGGAAGAUUCUCGAGACCCUCGAUGGGGCUAUUGAACAAUUCCAAUACAACCCCAGACUUACUAUUUCGGAUAAUUUAAAGGUUGGCUUUUUCUCUUCAGACCACGCUACUCAGACAGAUAGCAGUGAAAUUUUGCCAUUGAAAGAUUUGACUCAAUCAACAGAAAAAUUAAUGCAGAUGAUUACAUCACUUCAGGUGGAUUUUGGGUUCCUCAAAGAUUUGGUUCAACUGAAGUUCGAGGACCGACUUAAAGAGGAGUCUUGGAAAAUCCUCAAUGUGCUUCAUGACAGGAUUUCAGAAAUGAAAAAAUAUUAUCGACAGGCUGAAGACACCUUGAGAAAAAGUUUUCAACAGCAGUUAAGUGAUGCCAUAGCCGUUAUCAGAGGAAUGUACAAGAAAUUCUUUGAAAUAGAAGAAGAAAAAGCUGCACUGCAGGAUGCCACGAACAUGAAAGUGAGCGUUUUGUCAAAAAAACUGAAGGAGAAAGAACAAAUUCUUAAGGAUUUAAGAAAUGAACUAGAACAAUAUGAAGAGAUUGGAUUUGGCAAGAUUGACUCUUUGGCCAAGGAGCCCAGCUCUCCAAAGCUAUUCUUGGAAAAGGAAAUUAUGGAAUACAAGAUGGAAAACGAGAGGCUGCUGCAAGUGAUCUCAGUCCUGGAAGAAGAAGUGCAAGUGAACAUGAAAGAAAAUGCAAUGUUAGAGGAUGAAAUUAUGUGUCUGAAAGAGAUGUCAAACCAGGAUCAGAGAACUAUUCAAAAGUUAAUGGAUAGUAGAGACAGAUUGAGAUAUGAGUUGGAUUGCGAAAAAUUAGCCGUUCAAGACAUGAUCAAUAAACAGAAAGAAGAGAUAGAAAUAAGAAGAAAGUAUGCCAGUUUAAGUACCAAGAACAAAGGGGUUAGAGGGACAUUCACCAGGGGAAGAGACUCCGCUUUCUACUCACGGCCUUCAAGUCAUCAGUCCAAGGGUGUGACACUAUUCACUGAGUCUCCACAUUUUAUAAGGCCACCUUCUGCUUCCCUCAGCGUGUCUCCUAAGCUAAAAAAGAAGAUGUCCAAGAAAUAUAUUGGUGCUGCUGUUGUUCCUACUGUUACUGCAAGUGACACUACUGCUCCUGAUGCAGCUACUGGUCCUGCUGCAGUUCCUUCUGCUCCUGGCACUGUUGUCACGACUCCUGUUCCUACUCUUAUUACCGAUUUCCUCGCACGGUCGGAGAAGGAAAAGCAUAUACUGGCAAUAGGAGAGCAGAGUGGUGUCAACAGCCAGGUCCAGCAGCUGAGCUUCUAUCCUGAGGUCCCAGCAGCAGGGGGCAACUGCACUAGCAGCAUCCCUGCCCCCUUCAUGAUUCCAAGGCUGGAGCUGAAUCCUAAAUAUCUGGUUACAUUUCUACUACCUCAAAUGAUGCCUGAAGACCUACUGUUAAAAUUACAGUUGUUGAAGGAUGAAGACAGAAAAGCUUUGCAGGAUCAAAUAAAGACAUUAACAACUAGAUUGGAGAAGGAAAAGUUAAGGAAUGAGAGGUUUAGAAAGGAAGCUAAUCAGAUCAACAAAAACUGGGAGAGGAAGUUCUUCAUCCUCAGGAACAGCUUUCAUGUCCUAAAGGAUGAGAUGUUCACUAGACACACACUUUUCCGGCAGUUUGCAAUGAUUGCUGACACCUCCUUCAAUUACAUUAAAGUCAAGCCUUUGUAUGUGCACUCCACAAUGCACAUGUCAGAGUCAUCCUCUCCGACAAAUGUUUUUCACUCACCCAUGGGAUCAUCCAGGGGCCAAACCUCUCUGAGAAGCAAUAGUAGACCCCCAAGAGUCCGAAAGUGGGGCCAGUUAGAAGCUUGUGCCCCGACCACUGUCGCCGCUAGCGCGGACGCUGGGACCACCAAGCAAAACCAGCCCGCCAGCAAUCUGCGCUCCUGGCCACCCAGCUCUUGGCAGCCAGGCUACCCGAGGCUCCCCGCCGAGCCAGAGGGCGACAGUGACCUAGGACCUCCUUAG